AUGGCUCGAUCAGGGGCCGACCUCGGCCACGAAGUUAUCGAUCUAGUAUCUGAUAGCGAGGACGAUGACCAAGUGGAACCUGCAGACAAGUUGCCCAAUCCGGACGACCCUGUUUACAAUGUGAACGCGCAUUUCGACCUAGAAGACCGCGACACGAUCGACCUAACGGCCAUCCCAGAUAUCGAUGUGCCGCCAUCUGAUCCUUUCAUGAUAGAUGACAAAACAUCACAUUCGAAUGAGGAUUCCAAUGACUGGGGCGGUGAUACGCAACUCGUCACCGAAGCCGCGUGCUUGCAGAUGGUCCUGGGUGUCUUGCCGGAUAUCUCCGUCGACCAUGCGCUCGAAGUCAUUCACCAGAAGACAACAGAUGCCACACGUACAAUCGCACUGUGCGAGAAAGUUGUCACUCAACUUCUGGACGGCGAUGCGUAUCCAAAAGAGGUGGACGAGGCGAAGAACAAGAAGAGGAAGAGGGAAGAUGAUGGCGAUUUGAGCGAUUAUGAGAAGGGUGAACGAGACCCCGAAGCGACCGGAUAUGAACAACAGGCAUCAGAUCUCCUCAAAGACGAGUUUCUCAGCGUGCCUAUCCGACAUAUCACAAACGUCUUAGCACUGAACAAAACUCUUUUCAAAGCCUACGGUGUGCUAGAAGAACAAGUCCGCAACUACCGGCGAGUGGCAUCGCCUUUUACAAUCACCGGCAAAUCACGCAUCAAGCGCGACUUCGAACAUAAAUUGAUCGAACGUGGAAGUCAACUUCCGAAAGAGUUAAACGCUGCAAGGAAGAAGAUCGAGAUCGAGGCUGCUAAACGUCGCAAAGCCGACGAGGCUGAACAGGCUGAAGAAGCCAACUUACAACAAGCUCAGAUGAACAAUGAGAUGGGCGAAUGCGCAUGCUGCUUCAACGACGUACCCCUCAAUCGCAUGAUAAGCUGCAACGGUGACACGGUUCACUUCUAUUGCUCAAACUGCCCUCGGCAGCAAAUUGAGACCCAAAUGGGACAGUCCCGCUACCGUCCAAAGUGUUUUGGAGUUGACGACUGCAAUGGUACUUUUUCGCGUCGCUUCCUGCAACAAGUCUUGAGCGAGAAGACAUUCGAACGACUGGAGCACAUGCAGCAGCUAGAGGAUUUGAAAGCAGCAGGGCUUGACUUCCUAUCGGAAUGCCCCUUUUGUGACUUCAGGAUGGAAUGUCCUCCAGUCGAGAUCGACAAGGAGUUCCGGUGCCAGAACACGAAGUGUGGCAAGACUAGUUGCCGACUGUGCCAGAAAGAUUCACACAUUCCAAUCAGCUGCGAAGAAGCCAAGAAGGACGGUCAGCUCACAUUGCGACACAUUGUAGAAGAAGCGAUGUCUGCCGCCUUGAUUCGACAAUGCAACAAUUGCAAACAUCCCUUCAUUAAGGACUUUGGCUGCAAUAAAAUGACUUGCACGCACUGCAAAAACCUUCAAUGCUAUGUUUGCUCCAAGAACGUAACCGACUACAAACACUUCGGCGAGGCACAAGAGGGGAAAUGUCCUCUACACGAAAACAUCGAAGACCGUCACGAGCAAGAAGUUCAGAGGGCAGCCGAUGAGGCCAUGGCUAAAGUUCGAGCUGAUAACCCUGGUCUCUCCGACGCCGACCUGAUGGUCAAAGUGUCGGACCAAGUUAAGCUAGCAGAAGAUGCGCGUAAAGUUCGAGCAGGGGCCGAUGCAGUUGUCUUCCAACAACGUAUGGGGGGUCCCAUCCGAGUGCCUCAAUUUGUUCCACCAGCAGCUCAGUACGUACGACCACAGCCCUUUGCAUUUGCCCGCGUCCCCGAUUUCGUUCAGCCCGUUCAUCCCAUCCAAUUUGUCCACCCUGUCGGCUACCUAGGUCCUGCUCCACAACAGCUGCCUUUUCAGUAUGUUUAUCAUCAUCCAUUUGUACCACCAUGUCCACGUUGUCAUAUGUAUCAUCCGCCUAACCAAUUUUGUUAG
Molecule: messenger RNA, 1962 nt
Organism: Cucurbitaria berberidis CBS 394.84
Lineage: Eukaryota; Fungi; Ascomycota; Dothideomycetes; Pleosporales; Cucurbitariaceae
Exons: 4
Coding region: 1-1962 (653 amino acids)
Source: RefSeq, a predicted model, not a curated record